Plasmodium vivax (malaria parasite P. vivax) is the source of this 3882-nucleotide messenger RNA. RefSeq lists its product as hypothetical. Gene Ontology annotation, molecular function: metal ion binding. Lineage: Eukaryota; Apicomplexa; Aconoidasida; Haemosporida; Plasmodiidae. The coding region runs from base 438 to 3386 and encodes 982 amino acids. The record is from RefSeq and is a predicted model, not a curated record. The transcript has a single exon.
GCAAAUCGUCAGCCAUUAUUAUUAGCUUGACGGAAGCAAAAAAAAAGAAAAAGCGCACAAGUGUAUUAUCCGUGUAGACGAAUGUAACUGACAGAAUACAUCUGUAUAUUCCGUUUUGUUACCCGAAACGAAUACGUGUGGAAGUUAACCCUUUUUUUUUUUUUUCCCUUUCCCGCGGGUGUGAUACCUUAAUAGAAGAAGCUUUCUUCUCUUUUGCGUUUGGGGCAGCACAUAUAAGGAACCCCCUUUCCAUUGAGCGUAUUUUCCACCUCACACAAAGUGCCCAUUUAGCAGCUGCAGAAGAGUCGGUUUGACGAAGCGGCGAAUUACGUCCGUGUGAGCAUAUCCCCAGUUCGUUUCAUUACGCGAGUAGCACUGGGAAAUUUACAACAACCCAUCAAUUCAUAUUGUUUGCCAGUCCAUAUAUGUAACCCAGCAUGAUGAAUAACAAAAACGUGAACAGUAGCACCCAAGGACAACAACAGUCCUCCUUGGUGGUGACCCAAAUUCCAAGAAAGAAGCAAUUUUACAAAACAAAGAUGUGCCCGUGGUUCUUCUCUGGGAGGUGUGAUAGAGGAGUAGACUGCCUAUUUGCACAUUCACAAGAAGAAUUAAACCCAAUUCCUGAUUUAUCCUUUACUAGUUUGUGCCCUUUGGCCAAAAAGGCAGGAGUAUGCAAAAAUGAAAAAUGCAGUUAUGCACAUUCUGUUUGUGAGUUGAGGCCCACUGGAGAUUUAUACAAAACGGCUCCGUGCACAAAAUUUCUGAGAGGAAAAUGUAACGCAGAAUCGCAUUGCAGGCAUGCGCACUACAUUGAGGAAUUGAGGCCUCUGCCUGGAAAUUUGUCCCCCUCUCAAAACGCCAUCAACCUCAUGCUCGCCGCCCCACUGGCCGGUUCGACUCAAAAGGGCAGCAAGAAUAAGAACAGCGCGAAUGGUGGCAACGGCGCAAGUAGCGGCAACGCCAACAGCAGCGGCGGCAGCGGCAGCACCCACAACCACAACAGUCAUGGCAGCCACAACAAUCACAAUCACAAUAAUCACAACAACCACAAUCAUAGCAACCAGAACAAUCACAACCAUAACAGCCACAACCACACCAGCGGCAGCGGAAGCGGAUACUUCACGGAGGAGAGCAAGAACAGCGAAAACGUAAUGAAGCCGACGAACUCCUUACUCUGCAACUUCUCUUCACAAAACGGAGUCAACACUAACCGAUAUAGCAAAAGUUUCGAGAAGAACGGCACGGCGGACAAUAACAUUAGCGGUAGCGUGAAUAAUGGAAGCGGAACUUGCAACAUGAGCAGCGGGAUGAUGAACUGCAACGUGGGCAGCAAUAUGACUAGCAAUAUGACUAGCAAUAUGAGCAGCAAUAUGACUAGCAACUUGAGUAGCAACUUGAGCAGCAACUUGAGCAGCAACUUGAGCAGCAACUUGAGCAGCAAUUUGAACAACAGCCACGUGAACAGCCACGUGAACAGCCACGUGAACAGCCACCUGAACAACCACGCGAAUGGCCACGCGAAUGGCCACGCGAAUAACCACGCGAAUAGCCACGUGAACGGAACCAUCAGCCGCGGCAUGAGUCGAAAUUUGAACAGCAGCAUGAACAACAACAACAUGGGCAACGCGAUGAACAGUUGCAUGAACAGCUGCAUGAACAACUGCGGGGUGAGCGGUGCAGUGAGCGGCGCAGUGAGCGGCGCAGUGAACGACGCAAUGAGCAGCGGAAUGGGCAGCGGUAUGAGCAACGCAGUGAACGGCUGUAUGAACAGUUGCAUGAAUAGCUGCAUGAAUGGCGGGAUGAACAGCGGGAUGAACAACGGGAUGAACAACGGGAUGAAUAGCAGCAUGAGUGGCAGCAUGAGUGGCAGCAUGAGUGGCAACGUAAACGUGAACAAGAACUACCAGAAGAGCUCGUCCUACCCGAACAAGCUCUACCAGCUGCUGAAAAACAAAGAGAACAGCGAGGACUACAGCACCGCAAUGAACACCAUGAACAUGAAGAAUUACAUGAUGAAUAGCAACGAGAUGGAGAGCGCAAACGGGCUUAUAAAUCCCUUCAAUUUGAGGAAGUUGCAGAACAUGUGUAGCGGCUCGAACGAACCGAACGGAGCCUUCAAGUCCAUCAACGAAUUGCUGAGUCAAGACAUGAACAUGAAUCGAUCGAUGAAUGGGAGCAUGCACGGCGGGAGUCUCGCCUCCAACUUGGGUGGUGGUCUGGUGAACAUGGGUAGCGGUAUUGGAAGCGGCAUGGGCAGCGGUAUGGUGAACAUGAGUAGCGGCAUGGGAAGCGGCCUGGUGAACAACAUGGCCGUCAUUUCGAACCUGUCGAAUGGCAAGGCGAACAUGAGCAACAUGAGCAACAUGACUAACAUGACCAACAUGAGCAAUAUGACCAACAUGAGCAAUAUGACCAACAUGAGUAACAUGAGCAAUAUGAGCAACAUGAGCAAUAUGAGCAAUAUGACCAACAUCCCCAGCAGCAUAAACGGUACCCAGUAUUACAAUAUUAGUAAGCCAAAGAAGGGCGAGGUGUUGAGCAAGUACCCCUCCUUCCAAAGUAAAGACUCCUCCUCCUCCAUGAGAAUUUCAAGCAAUUCUUCAAAGGAUUAUUCGCCAAAUAAUGAAGAGAAAAAAUUAGUUGAUACAAUUGAGCACAUGGAAAUUACUGCUCAAGAUAGUGCGUUGAAAGUGAUUGAGGAUGAUAACGAAAAGUUGAACAUCGCGGAUAUUAAGAAUUUUUUAAAGUUGUUGCAAAUGACCAACACGAGCAGCUACAAGGAGGACAGCUUUUUGCUCAACGACGAGUUGAAGAAGAGUGGCCACCUCAUGCACGAGCAGCAAUCGCAGCAAUCGCAGCAGUCGCACCAGUCACAGCAGUCACAGCAGUCACAGCAGUCACAGCAGUCGCACCAGUCGCACCAGUCGCACCAAUCGCAUCCAUCGCAUCCAUCGCAUCAUGCGCAGCACCCCCAUCACGCGCAGCACCCGCAGCAUCUGCAACACCUGCAACAUCUGCAGCAAUCGCAGCAACAGCAGCAACCGGCGCUACAGCAACCGGCGCUACAGCAACACGCGCAGCAGUACAACCCCGCGCAGGCGGUGAAGAACGGAAAUAGCCACCCAAAGCAACAGCCCAAGAAUAUCGAAGUUGUCCCGGGCGCCCAUUUACCCGAACAUUUCGUACACACAGGAAAUGUGCCCAACGCGCAAAAUGAUGAAAAUGGCAUGAACAAGUACGACGUAAAUGGGGAUGUAAAAAAUAUUUACAAGUUGAACAACAAUUCACUGAUUAGCUGUUCCAACUUUUGGAAUUACCCAGAGGAUGAGCUGAACACGACGGCUUCGAAAAUUGUGCAAAAUGUGGAAAUCUUCGACUACUAGGAGGGCGAGGCGGAAAGGGAAAGGGAAAGAAGUGAGGAACGAGGGAGGAAAAAGCACAUUUUAUCGAAAAUGUGUUGAAGGAUGCCCCCUGCGAGAGCGCCCCCAUGUGUUGCACGCAUAAGUGGAGAAAUACCCAAAUGUGGGCAUUACCCUGCUGUGCGCCAACACGUACACACAUGUACAUGUACAUAUAUAUGUAUUAUAUAUACACACAUACACAUCCCCCCGCGCGAGCGCAGGACGACCAAGCGGGUGAAAAAUCGAGUGAAGAGAAAAAUGAGCCACGUGAUAUGCUAGCUGUGCCCGCAGUGUGCGCCUUUUUAAGCAUGCACGUGUAAAAUGUACACACAAAUGUGUUGCAUAGCGCGUGUAUAUAUAUCUGUACGUGUAGUAUACGUGUGCCUGCUCAAUCCUCGGUAUAUGAACCGAGCAUAUGCGGCUUUUGCCCCCAUCCCCGCAGCCGCACACAUUUUCGACCGUUGUAAGUUUCCCCGAA